GAAAGAAGGCUAGAAUGAUCAAAGAUGAGACUGAAGGAGCAGAGACAAAGUCCAUGACUUCCGCUGCCGCCGCAGUGCCUCCCUCCGCCGCUUCCCUACCCCCCACCUACUGGUGCCAUGAGUGCGACAUGAGCAUCACCCUCCUCCUCUCUCAAUCCCCUCUUAUCUGUCCCGGCUGCUCCCGCUCCGAUCUCCUUCGAGAAAUGGAAUUCAACUUUCCCCAGUCCCUUCCCCUCCUCCUACCCGAAUCCGAUGACGGCGGCGGAGAUGAAUCGAUCCCACUCCUCCCUCCACCCGACCCAGAUCGCUCCGGCCUCUAUCCCGCCUCAGCCGCUUCCAUCGACGCCCUCCCCUCCGUUCUCAUCUCCGACACUGACGAUCGAUCCCUCCCCUCAUGCGCUGUUUGUAAGGAUGAAUUCUCCCUCCACUCUUGCGUUCGCCGCCUUCCAUGCUCCCACCUCUACCACUCUGAUUGCAUCGUACCUUGGCUUUCCCUUCACAACUCCUGCCCCAUCUGCCGCUCGCCACUCCCAUGCUCUGAUGAAUCUUAUGGUGGCGCCGGAGGACCGGUCCGCAGCCAGGUUGUCUCUGCGGAGGGUGUUGGAGACGAUGAAGCGUUUUUGCUGGCGCCCAAUGCGGCCAAUGAUGGAGCCACAGUGCUGACGGCUGCCCUGUGGCAAGUGAGAAGGUACCGUCUCUUUCGCCCUCCGACAUCAGAGGCCAUGAACGCGGCUCUUUUUGAGAUGGAACAGGUUUACGAAGAAGAGCUGGCUGAUAGUGGGGAGACGCUCUUAUCAGAGUGCCCAUUGGAAAGGCAUGGAGAAGCCAUGGGAACUAGGAAUGGCAGUGAUGACACCACCAUGAUACAUGAGAUCAGUGAGAAUUUUGCUUAGCGCGAAUCCCUGUUGGCGAUUCUCGCUGUGUAAAGACGAGCCAGUCUCAUGAAGUCGACUUCAAUGAGCUGUGCAAUUUGCUGGUUCUGGCUAGCACACUUCAAUGUCUGUCACUAAUUAGUGGUCUAAUCAAUUGUAUAUUAUCUUCAUGGUGCGAGUCAUUCGACAAUAAUUUCAGAUAAACUGGUGAAUUGUAUGUAAUGCUGAUGCAUUCUCACUUAUUUGAAACUUUAGAUGGUUGUAAUGACUUCAUUGUAUAUUUGGUGCACUGUUGUUGUCAGUGAAAAGAGAAAUUGAGAAGAUUCGAGUUUCAGAAAUUA
Messenger RNA from Zingiber officinale, 1213 nucleotides. RefSeq names its product probable E3 ubiquitin-protein ligase ATL45. The coding region runs from base 15 to 893 and encodes 292 amino acids. Gene Ontology annotation, biological process: protein ubiquitination. The record is from RefSeq and is a predicted model, not a curated record. Lineage: Eukaryota; Viridiplantae; Streptophyta; Magnoliopsida; Zingiberales; Zingiberaceae. Gene Ontology annotation, molecular function: ubiquitin protein ligase activity. The transcript has 2 exons. Gene Ontology annotation, cellular component: cytoplasm.